Molecule: messenger RNA, 611 nt
Organism: Ipomoea nil (Japanese morning glory)
Lineage: Eukaryota; Viridiplantae; Streptophyta; Magnoliopsida; Solanales; Convolvulaceae
Product: ISWI chromatin-remodeling complex ATPase CHR11-like
Exons: 5
Coding region: 46-561 (171 amino acids)
Source: RefSeq, a predicted model, not a curated record
UUGACAUUUCACGACCCUAAAAGAUUGAUUGACUGAGUAGAGAACAUGGCGAAACCCUCGAGAGCGAAGUCGUCGUCGGAGUCUCUGUCGGACGGCUCGGAUGACGAGCGGGCCAACGAUCAAGUCAACGAGGAGGAAGACGAGGAGGAGCUCGAGGCCGUCGAGGAGGAGGAAGAAGACGCCAACGACGAGGCCACUGCAGCUGGCGACAAAGAGGUUGAGGAAGAGAAUGCUGCAGCUAAUGAAAUUGGAAAGAGAGAAAAGGCCAGAUUGAAAGAUAUGCAGAAGCUUAAAAAGCAGAAGAUACAGGACAUAUUGGAUGCGCAAAAUGCAGCUAUUGAUGCUGACAUGAACAACAAGGGGAAGGGACGUCUGAAGUACCUCCUGCAGCAAACUGAGAUAUUCUCUCAUUUUGCAAGCGGUGAUCAGUCUUCUUCCCAGAAGACAAAGGGCAGGGGUCGCCAUGCUUCAAGAGUAACUGAAGAGGAAGAGGAUGAAGAAUAUCUCAAAGAGGAAGAAGAUGGGCUGGGAAAUACACGACUUGUGGCACAACCAUCUUAAUAAGGAGUUACAGUAAAAAAUUCUUCAGUCAGGAAGUGUUCCGGAAAGUG